AUGAAGGGAAUUAAUUUAAAUAAUUACAAAACGGCUAAAAAAUAUUUUGAAAUUGCUUUGAGAAAGGCGCCGACAAAUGGGGCUAUUGGAUUUAAACAGGAAGUUAAUAAGUGGAUGGUUCUUGUAAUGCUUCUAAUUGGUGAAAUACCCGAAAGAAGUCUUUUUCGUGCGAAAGAAUUUGAAAAAGUUUUGCUUCCUUAUAUGCGCUUGACUAAAGGUUUUUUUCUCAUUAAAAAUUUUCUAAUUUUUUUUCAAGUCGUAAAAUUGGGAGAUGUUGAAGGCUACAAAAAAGUAAAAGAAGAAUUCGAUAUUGAAUUUACUGAACAUAAAACGAUGACUUUAGUUGGACGUAUUCAUCAAAGUGUUAUUCGAACAGCAAUUAGGCAGAUUGCUUUGACUUAUUCUCGUAUUUUUAUUUCUGAUAUGGCUACUAAAUUACAGUCUCCAACAGUUGAGGAUGCUCAUGAUACAGUUAUGAAAGUUUUUAAAGAAGGAAUUCUUCGUGGUAUGGUUGUUACAAACGAUCCAGAAUUUAAAAAUCAGCCAUAUGUCAAAUUUGGCGAGGCGGAUGAUCAAUAUAGAGGAACUGAGCCACAAAUAGAAUUUGACAAAAGAAUUAAGGAAUUGUUGGAUUUACAUAGCCAUGCAGUUAAGGCUUUGCGUUAUCCUGAUAAUGCUAAUCCAGAGGUUGAAACUAUUGAGGAACAGCGUAAACGCGAGCAAGAGGCACUUGAAGCUGCAGCGGAUGAAGAAGAUGACGACAUGAUUGGAUAA
Molecule: messenger RNA, 774 nt
Organism: Meloidogyne enterolobii
Lineage: Eukaryota; Metazoa; Nematoda; Chromadorea; Rhabditida; Meloidogynidae
Source: the annotation of a GenBank genome assembly